CCUCGGUUCAUUGAGGGGAGUUGGGCAGGUUGUCUGUUACUGUGCGCUGCUAACAGUGAAGUGAUAUUUUUAAUACAUUACAACAGCGUUAUUCAGUCUUUAUUAUACUUCAUUUCAGAUUAGAGAUUAACGUGUGGAACAUGGCGAAGCGUAGGAUCACACAGGAAACCUUUGACGCUGCUGUGAGGGAAAACAUCGAGGAGUUUGAGAUGGAUCCUGGUGAGGCUUUGAGGGAUGCUGUGGAGCAGUUUGAGUCUCAAGGUGUGGACCUUAGUUGUAUUGUAAAAGCUAUACCGACUGGAUCUUCUGAUGACAAACAAGAGGAGCAAACACACAUGGUCUUACAGGCUUUGGAUUCCCUUCGGAUUGGAAAAGAUUCUGCCGAUGUUACAGAAGUGACGGCAGACUUUAAAUGUUUCACUGAGCAAUGCUCACUUGGAUUUGCCCAGAGGUACCUGGCUGCCCAAAAAGACGCCUAUCCCAUCAUCCUCUCUUACUGCAAAAAGAGUUUGAAGGAGCGGGAAGCUGUGUUGACUGCCCUGUCCGCUCUGGCUGCACUGACGGAUGGACAGCCGGACUUGUUAGAUGCAGAGGGCCGGCAGGUUCUUUUGAAUAUCCUUAAGGAGUAUCGGGCAGAUUCCUCUGUGACAUGUCUAGCCAUCCACGCUGUACGUCACUUCUGUUUGAAACAUGAACAGAACAGGCAGGAUUUGGUGAAAGGUGGCGUCCUGCCUCUGCUGACCGGUGCCAUUACACAACACAGUGCAUGUGCUGAGCUGGUCAAGGAGGCCGCUGCAGCUCUCAGGGUCAUGACCUUUGACGAUGAUAUCCGAGUUACAUUUGGACAAGCUCACGAACACGCCAAGAGUAUUGUGCUCGAACACAACGGACUGAAGGUUUUAAUUGAGGCUGCGAAAGCUCACUGUGAUAAUACUUCUGUUCUGAGUGGGAUUUGUGCAACUCUGUCCCAUCUGGCUGUGAGGAAUGAGUUCUGUCAAGACAUCUGUGAUCUAGGAGGCAUGAAACUCAUGAUAACGCUGCUUGCAGACAGCUAUGAGUCACAGGAGUUGGUUCGGCAGAUCCUCAGUGCAAUACGAGCCGUAGCAGGAAAUGAUGAUGUGAAAGAUGCAGUUGUUAAUGCUGGUGGAGUCCAGCUAAUUGUCAUUGCCAUGAACAGACACAUGAGCAGCGCAGGGGUGUGUGAUCAGGGCUGUGCGUGCCUCUCUGUCCUUGGUUUGCGUAAACCCAACAACUGCCAAGUCAUCAUGGAGAAUGGAGGUGCCUUGGCAGCUGUUCAGGCUAUGAAGACACAUCCUAAUUCGGUCAAUGUGCAGAAACAGGCGUGUAUGGUGAUGAGAAACCUGGUUGCACGAACACAAAGCUAUAGCCAAACAAUCCUGGAGAUGGGAGCAGAGGCCCUGAUAGCCCAGGCAAUAAAGACACAUCAGGACUGUGGUGAUGUGGGUAAAGCAGCCCUCAGAGAUCUGGGAUGCCAGGUGGAGCUCCGAGAGCUGUGGACCGGCAAACAUGGCAGCCUCACCAACUGAAAGUAGAGGAGAACAUCCCUGUACACCAUUAUUAUGAGGGGACCUGAAAUGUAACUUUUAGGCAAGAUGAAAUGUUAUGGUGUUGGUGUGCAUAGCCAAGAGUUUAAACAGAUGCACCUACCCAGCUAGACAUAUUUGUAAAAAGUAGUCGAUGUAGAACAGAGCAAGUGACCAAUCCCACACAACACCUUUUGAGAGGCUGAAUAUAUCUUUCAGUGCUUUUUUAAAGUGCAAAAAGGUCAUUGUAGUCUUGUUGUACAUGUUUUGAUUGCUUUUAAUAUUUUGUUUACAAACUGUCUGGUUCCCAAAUUUGUACAACAUUUCUGUUUGUUGUUGUAGUUUUGUGCCAUGGGGAAAUCUAAAUGUAUUUUUCUGAGCAGAUUUCUUCACCGUGUUGGCAGAGCCUCAUUUUAACACGCCUUUAUACUUUAACUAGAGCUAAACAUUUCCUUUUUUUGGCUUUCAGUUGGUAUUAGUACAGUGUAAACCUGGAGAUCACUGAUAUGUAGCCCUCCCACUGACAACAUCACACUGUAUAUUCUGCAUGAUUAUGAUAAAACUCACUUUGCUGCGUCACCUUUA
Molecule: messenger RNA, 2129 nt
Organism: Morone saxatilis (striped sea-bass)
Lineage: Eukaryota; Metazoa; Chordata; Actinopteri; Moronidae
Gene: armc6
Product: armadillo repeat containing 6
Exons: 7
Coding region: 141-1547 (468 amino acids)
Biological process (GO): hematopoietic progenitor cell differentiation
Molecular function (GO): protein binding
Source: RefSeq, a predicted model, not a curated record